AGAAGAUAACCCAGUUGGGCGGAGGAGGAAGGUGUUUGGAAAUUAAAAGGGAAUUGGCGAAGAAACCCUAAGAUGGGUCGAGGGAAGAUUGUGAUAAGAAGGAUCGAUAAUUCAGCGAGCAGACAAGUGACCUUCUCCAAGAGGAGGAAGGGACUCAUUAAAAAGGCUAAAGAGCUCUCUAUUCUCUGCGAUGCCGAACUUGCUCUCAUUAUCUUCUCCAGCUCCGGCAAACAGUAUGAAUUUGCAAGCACUAGCAUAGAGUCGGUAAUUGAGAAAUAUAAUAGACGAAAGGAGGAAGAUGAACUGCUGUUGAAUCCAAUUUCUGAUGUCAAGUUAUGGCAGAAGGAAGUAUCAGCUCUAAGGCAACAACUACUUAACUUGCAGGAGAAUAAUAGGAAAUUAAUGGGGGAGCAACUCUAUGGUUUAUCAAUUAAAGACCUAAACAGCCUUGAGAGCCAAUUAGAGUUCAGCUUACAAAGCAUCCGAAUUAAAAAGGAACAGAUAUUAAACGAUGAAAUAAAAGAAUUGAACAGAAAGGGAAUUCUGAUGCACCAACAAAAUGUAGAGCUGGCCAAUAAAGUAAACCUCUUUUGUCAAGAAAACAUUGAAUUGCACAGAAAGGUUUACGGGCAUGAUUCAAGAUUAGAGAUGAGCGUGGCCACCGGAAACCCGUUGAUUCCGUACGCAAUUGGAGGCGACGCCGGGCUGCGUGUGCCAAUCCACCUUCAGCUCAGCCCGCGGGAGCAAUGAGCUUAAUUUUAGUUAACUAACCCAUCAACGCGCCGCACAGAGACCCAAUUAUAAGAAAGGUACAGGAAUUAUACGUAAAAAGAUCGGUGUUCUUAAGGUUUGAGAAAUAAAGACAGAGAAUGAAAGAAUGGGAGAGGGAAAUGGUUGUGUUUGGUUGGUUGGUUGGUUUAUGGAUAAAGUUUAAGGUAAUUACUGGUCUG
Molecule: messenger RNA, 950 nt
Organism: Cucurbita moschata (crookneck pumpkin)
Lineage: Eukaryota; Viridiplantae; Streptophyta; Magnoliopsida; Cucurbitales; Cucurbitaceae
Product: MADS-box transcription factor 23-like
Exons: 8
Coding region: 73-750 (225 amino acids)
Biological process (GO): positive regulation of transcription by RNA polymerase II
Cellular component (GO): nucleus
Molecular function (GO): DNA-binding transcription factor activity, RNA polymerase II-specific; RNA polymerase II cis-regulatory region sequence-specific DNA binding; protein dimerization activity
Source: RefSeq, a predicted model, not a curated record